GAUACGUGAGGUCUAUUGCAAUAACGUUCAUUCGCUUCAUUCCUCUUACUUUCACACAGUAUUCAUCUGAUCUCAUACAUUCUCUUCUCCCCUUUCUAUAAAUUCAUACCCCGAUUGUGAUCAUGCAGUUUAAAACAUUCGUCCCAGUAGCAGCUCUACUGUCCCUACAGCUCUCCUCUGUUCUGGCUGCCCCAGUAGCAGAAGCAGAGGCAGUGGACGCCUCAUUCGAAUUAGAAAAACGCAUCGGCACCGACGCUGGUGACGGAACAAAAGCAAAACCAUACAUCUUCAAUAUUGAUUGUACUGGUGUCGAUGAAGUGUGCGAGGCUCAAUGUGCUGCCAUUCUCUGCUUCAAAUCACCUUCGUUACUUCAAUAUGGAGGACCAGGAUCGAAUACGGCGCAGAGAACAGCAAGUGGUGCCGGAUCGGACCCUUUCAGACCUCCAAUAGCAACACUGGUUGGGGGUUCACCGAUUGACUUAUCUGCGUUGAAACAAUCUACAUGGACUAGUCCGGAAGAUACCACCAAUGCAUCUGCCAAAGAGGGUGGAAAAGGCUGCCUUAUUGCCCCUGUCAAUGCAAGCCAUAACACAAAGGAGGGAUCCCGAGUUUCCGGACAAAUCAGUCACUAUAAAGCCAAGAAAGGCGAAUACUUCAAGAAGAAGUACCACAACGCCGGUAAAUACUGCAAAGCACUAGAUGCAGGAAAGGCAGCCGACACAGUUUGCAAAAACGCACCUUCAACAGAACCAGUCCACUUUAUGUAUCGAAGAACAUCCAAAAAGAUUGGAAACUCGCUCCUUUGGCAACACCUUACGUACGGAACUGACACAUGGGCUGUCAACUUCCCCGGAUAUUCUUGAAUGUUUGAAUAAUACUAUGAUUUGGCGGGCGAUCAAAUUGCCAUGCCUUGCAUAGAAUUUGAGCACUUGAGGAUGGGUUUAUGUUUCGAGAAGAAUUGGACUGAAAUUUUCUUUCAUACUUGAACUUUUUACCUAGAACUUUUAUUUUAUUUUUUUCAUUUUUGCUUGGGUUGCUUUUUUGCAUUGGUGGAAUGGCGAGAAUUGUGGUAUGCGGGCA
Botrytis cinerea B05.10 is the source of this 1080-nucleotide messenger RNA. RefSeq lists its product as hypothetical. The record is from RefSeq and is a predicted model, not a curated record. The transcript has 5 exons. Lineage: Eukaryota; Fungi; Ascomycota; Leotiomycetes; Helotiales; Sclerotiniaceae. Bases 123 to 863 code for a protein of 246 amino acids.